This is a messenger RNA of Lottia gigantea (owl limpet), 378 nucleotides long. RefSeq lists its product as hypothetical. The transcript has a single exon. The annotation marks the transcript as partial. Lineage: Eukaryota; Metazoa; Mollusca; Gastropoda; Lottiidae. The record is from RefSeq and is a predicted model, not a curated record.
GGGCCUGGUUAUGGAAAUAGAGAAGAACAGGGGUUUGGCAAUAGAGAAGGGCCGGGCUUUGGAAAUAAGGAAGGACCAGGCUUUGGAAACAGGGAAGGGCCAGGCUUUGGAAACAGGGAAGGGCCAGGUUUUGGAAACAGGGAAGGACCAGGCUUUGGAAACAGGGAAGGGCCAGGUUUUGGAAACAGGGAAGGACCAGGUUUUGGAAACAGGGAAGGUCCCGGUUUUGGUAAUAGGGAAGGACCAGGCUUUGGUAAUAGGGAAGGGCCAGGCUUUGGAAAUAGGGAAGGACCUGGUUUUGGAAAUAGGGAAGGACCAGGCUUUGGAAAUAGGGAAGGACCAGGCUUUGGAAAGAGAGAAGGUCCAGGCUAUGGCAAU